UACCCAUAUCUCUUUGCGCUAGGGUGUUUGGAAUGGUAGUUUGUUUCCCAUGUUCAGUCCCCUUUGAAUUGUUUCUUAUAUGUAGAGUUUUGUAAUUUUUUUUUUAAUUUACAUUUUUAAAGACCUGAUUUUAUAAGCCAUGGGAGUUCCGGCAUUUUUCCGUUGGUUAAGUCGCAAAUAUCCCUCUAUCGUUGUACAUUGUAUGGAAGAAAAGCCGAAAGAAGGAAAAAAUGGUGCAAAAAUUCCUGUAGAUACGAGUAAACCUAAUCCGAAUGAAGUAGAAUUUGAUAAUCUGUACUUGGACAUGAAUGGCAUCAUCCACCCUUGUACUCAUCCAGAAGACAAGCCAGCACCUAAGAAUGAAGAUGAAAUGAUGGUAGCAAUCUUUGAAUAUAUUGACCGUCUAUUUAACAUUGUAAGACCACGGCGGCUUCUGUACAUGGCAAUAGAUGGUGUAGCACCCCGUGCUAAAAUGAAUCAACAGAGGUCUAGAAGAUUUAGAGCAUCUAAAGAAGGAGUGGAAGCAACAGAAGAAAAAAAUGUUGUCCGCGAGAGGAUUCUGGCCCAGGGAGGAUACCUUCCUCCAGAAGAACACAAGGAAAGAUUUGAUAGCAACUGUAUUACUCCAGGAACUGAAUUCAUGGAUAAUCUUGCGAAGUGUCUACGGUACUACAUUGCUGAUCGCAUAAAUAAUAAUCCUGGAUGGAGAAAUCUAACAGUUGUUCUGUCAGAUGCCAGUGUACCAGGUGAAGGCGAGCACAAAAUAAUGGAUUACAUUAGAAGGCAAAGAGCUCAGCCAAACCAUGAUCCAAACACCCAUCAUUGUUUGUGUGGCGCAGAUGCUGAUCUUAUUAUGUUGGGGCUGGCCACUCAUGAGCCUUACUUCACUAUAAUCAGAGAAGAAUUUAAGCCAAAUCAAGUUAAGCCAUGUGGUCUGUGUAAUCAGCCUGGUCAUGAAGUGAAGGACUGUGAAGGCUUGCCAAGGGAGAGGCAAGGAGAGUUUGAUGAGUUUGCAAAGACUUCCCUUCCAGCUGAAGAACAGCAAUUUAUUUUUAUUCGACUGACUGUUUUGAGGGAGUAUUUACAAAGAGAGCUGACCAUGUCCAGCUUACCAUUCCCCUUCAGUUUUGAAAGAAGCAUUGAUGACUGGGUUUUUAUGUGUUUCUUUGUGGGAAAUGAUUUUCUACCUCAUUUACCAUCUUUGGAGAUCAGGGAGGGGGCAAUCGAUCGACUGGUUGGAAUAUAUAAAAAUGUAGUGCAGAAGACUGGAGGGUACCUCACAAGCAGUGGUUAUGUUAAUCUCGAGAGAGUGCAGAUGAUUAUGCAAGCAGUUGGGGAAGUUGAAGACAGCAUUUUCAAGAAGAGAAAAGAAGAUGAUGAGAGCUUCAAAAGAAGGCAAAAGGACAGAAAAAAACGAAUGAAAAGAGAGGCUGGUCAAAUGCCAAGGGGGCAGUUUGCACCGCAAGCUUUGGGAAGAAGAGGCCAAGGAGGUCCCUCACCUGCGCAGAACCCACGGAGAGCUGCUUAUGAAAUGAGAAUGCAGAAUAUGGGGAAUCACAAUGCCAGUUCCUGUUCAGAAAAUUCUCAAAGGGGAGUGAAGAGGAAAAAUGACAGUGACAGUGAACCUGAACCAGAGGAUAAUAUCAGGUUAUGGGAAGAAGGAUGGAAGCAACGUUACUAUAAGAACAAAUUUGAUGUUGAUGUGUCUGAUCUGAAAUUCCGCUGGAAGGUUGUACAGUCAUACGUUGAAGGGCUUUGUUGGGUUCUCAGAUACUACUAUCAGGGUUGUGCUUCAUGGAAGUGGUAUUUUCCAUUCCACUAUGCUCCAUUUGCCUCCGAUUUUGUUGGCAUUGCCGAUUUGCCUACAGAGUUUGAGAAGGGCACACAGCCGUUCAAGCCCCUGGAACAGCUGAUGGGAGUAUUUCCAGCUGCAAGUGGCAAUUUCCUACCCGAAACAUGGAGGAAACUGAUGUCUGACCCGGACUCUCCCAUCAUUGACUUUUAUCCCGAUGAUUUUGCUAUUGAUUUAAAUGGCAAGAAAUAUGCUUGGCAAGGUGUUGCCUUGUUACCAUUUGUUGAUGAACGCAGACUGCGAGCUGCUCUAGCAGAUGUAUACCCUGACCUCACUUCUGAUGAGUGUAGAAGAAAUAGUCUGGGUAGUGAUGUGCUCUUUGUUGGACCGAACCACCCACUUUAUGAUUAUAUCUUCGAGCUGUACAACUCAAACACAGAGGGUGUUGGUAUCCCACCUGAGCUAUGCCAUGGAAUAGAUGGAACACUGACUUUGGAGGAUGAUCCUGUUCUUCCAAACAAACCAGUCGAGUCUCCUAUUCCACUCUGCAAGGAUUUAAUUCACAAUGCUUCAGUUAACAUUCGAUUUAAAGACCCACAAUUUCCAGAGGACUACAUUUUUAAAGCCGUAGUUUUACCCGGAGCAAAUAUACCGCCCCCAACAUUGAAACCAAGUGACUUUAUGUCUGCUAAUCAUGAAAGACCUUGGAGACCCCAGCUUGGCUUUAAUCCAGACAGAAAGCAAGUUCAUUUGGAUCAGUCAGCAUUCAGGACUUUAGGUCAUUCAGUGCGGCUAGACAGAUCACUUCUGGGAAGUGGCAUUUACAGCAGUGCUCCUCCACCUUCUGAUUCAUAUAACAGAGGAGGAGAAUCACGCAGGGGAUCUGCAAGAGCACCUCAGUCAGUUCCUAUGCCUUUAUUAUCUAGGCCUCAGGACUUGUGGCGUGAUUCUCAAUCCGCUUAUAACCGAGGACCUCCUCUCAGAAAUUAUCUUGAGGAUGCUCCAUCUUGGAAUCGGAUGGCACAGUCCUUGAUAUCUGCAUACCAGCAAAGACUAGGAUAUAGUGGCGCCAGCAGUUACAGUAGGAGACAUGAUGAUCAGUGGGAUCGAGAUGAUCAACGGGACCAUGCAGACAGAUCGAGACAGGGUUAUAACUCUGGGAGACACUAUCCUUUGCCACCUCCUUCUGGAAGGUACAACUGGAACUAGAAUUCAGAGGAGCCUUGCUACGCUGUGUCGUCACCUUAUAGUGUCUGUCAUUUUUAAUGUCAUCUGUUUUUAGAAGUUUAACAAAUUUGCAGGUCUUUUUUAAUGGCAAAAAAUGUUUAUGUAUUUUGUGGUGGUUCUUAGUUAAAAAUUUUGCAUUGCCAUUUAUUUUUAUUGGAUGACUAACUUUAAUAGAAGUCAGUCCAUUGUAAACCAUAACAAGAUUAAGUAUGUUACAUGUGUAGUCUAUAUUGUAUAGGCUAUUAAAAGUGAAUUUCGUUUCCUGUUUUCCACAGACUUUUUGAUUCAUUGAAAUGGACUCCACCUUCAGUUAUAUUCCCCAAGCAUAACUGCAUUUUUCUAGACUCGUGCAGUACAUCACUUGCAGCUAAUUUUUAUAAUUUCAGUGAAUUAUACUAGCCAUUCGUCUGAAAUAUUUUCCUGACACCAUGUGCUUACAAUUAAUUGCUGGAUUUUCGGGGGGGGCCACUACAGUGAUGUGAUUUCAUAAUAAUUAGCAUGUAGUAUACAGAUGUUUGCCUGAGCAUUGUGUAACUGCUUAUUUAGAGGUUAAUUCAUGAAUGGUGUAUACCAAAAGGUUCCACAGUGAAACUGUGGUUUGACAUAAUUUUGAUGUGCAUUUAUUGAUUUGUUGGCAAAUUAUGCUGUUCGGCAUAAUAUACAUGGAUUACUUUAUGCUGCUGGAUAAUUGACUUAUUGUUAAACACUGCCACCUGCACAAUCGGAUGUACCUUUUGAUGCUUUUAAAAUGAUUUCAGAGGCAAAUAUGCUGUGUAUACCUGUGAUGUUUUUUUUUAAUAAACAUUACUUUAGGCAUCACUGUAA
This is a messenger RNA of Protopterus annectens (West African lungfish), 3844 nucleotides long. RefSeq names its product 5'-3' exoribonuclease 2 (gene XRN2). NCBI's taxonomy places the organism in Eukaryota, Metazoa, Chordata, Ceratodontiformes, Protopteridae. Bases 140 to 3001 code for a protein of 953 amino acids. The record is from RefSeq and is a predicted model, not a curated record. Gene Ontology annotation, molecular function: RNA binding; 5'-3' RNA exonuclease activity. The transcript has 30 exons. Gene Ontology annotation, biological process: nuclear-transcribed mRNA catabolic process. Gene Ontology annotation, cellular component: nucleus.